AUGGCUAAACUAUUUAAUCGAGUGCCAAGUAUUGCGGAGAUUAGUAUUGACAGUAACGGUAGUUACAGUAGCACUUCCAGUGAUGUGUGCAAUGGAACCAAUAGACUUAAUUUGAAUUCGACUUCUGUAAGAGAAUCAACUUGUAGUCCAAAUAAAUUGAAUGAGAUAUACAAUGAUGAAACUAAAAAAGCUAAAAAUAAAAUACCUUCAGAUGUCAAUGAAAUACAAGAAUUACAAAAUUUAAUGGAAAUUCAAAAUGAUAAAUUGAAUGAGAUCAAAUCGACGUAUUCUCAACAGAAUUCAAAAUUAGCAAAAACAAAUUCUGCUCUAAUGAUGAAAGUUAGUGGAUUAGAAAAAAUUAUUAGUGAUUUAGUGAAAGAAAAUAUUGUACUCAGAUCACAGACUAUCUCAAUUAGAAAUGAACAGGAUCAAAAGUUAGAAGAAACUUUGCAAGUGUUAGAGAAUGGUCUUUAUCAAAAAUUUGAUGAAAUAUUUUAUAUGAUCAAUAAUAUACGUAGAAAGGAGAAUUUACCAACCUCAAGUGGACGGAAAUUAAAUAGUAAAGAUGCCACAAGAUAUUCGUACAGAGAAAGAAGUAAUACUCUUCUACCUGCAGAGCAUAGACGAUCCUUCUCACAAUUGAAAGAUAUAACCAAUAUCGAAUCCAAUCAGGAUGAUAGUUUAACUAAAAUUAAUAAAUAUAAAAGAGAUAAUGAGCUCUUUAUUACAGAAGAGGAGAAGAAAAAUAAAAAAAAUAAUGACAAUAACAAUGAUAAUAGCAAUGAUGAUUCUAAUAUAAACAAAUUUAUUAAUAAUGAAAAUACAGCCACGUUACCAAAAAAAAGGAGAAAGAGUUCCAGAAGAGAAUCAUUUGUAUUUACUGAUGAACAAGAAUUUUUAGAUGCUGCAGAUCAUAACAAUAAUCUAGAGAAUAAUAAUAUUAUUGAAGAUAGCAUUAAAGAGAUUAGACAAAUUGAGUUCGAAAAUAAUAAAUCUUUGAAAGGAUGUGUCAUCGAAAAAAUUAAUGAAGAACCUGAACUUACGAAUACAACAAUAACACAUGAUUUGAUUUCCUCAGAGUCAGAAUCGAUAGAACAAGAAAUCGAUAAUAAUCCUCCUGAAAACUCAUUCACUUUCACAAAUUCAAUUAUCGAGUAUUCGAUUCCAGAAGAAGCUACCUCUGGCCAAGAAUCGAAUUCAAACAUUUUUGCCAAUUCUAAAGAGGAAUCGGCAUCCAAAAAUUCAUCUGCAUCAUCUUCACAAAAACUUCAAAUAUUUAAUGACAGUACAGAAGACAAUAAAUCUGAAAACAUAAACGAUUUAAGUUCAUCAUUACCAUUUGACAAAAGCUCGAACCAGCCUGAGCAUGAAAACAUGUUCAUUCAAUUACCGUCACAGAAUAAAAUUAAACAUUCAAUGAAACCAGCAAGAUUGCUAGGCAAAAAGAAAAUAGUCGAUGAGAUUAUGCCAAUAAAUGCAUCGUCUGUUAUCGAUGAAUUACCUAAUACAAGACAAAGAAGAACUCGUGGAAAAGCUGUUGAUUAUAAAUUACCUUCAUUAAGAGCCAAAAUGAGAAGACCAACAGAAGGGUUUGUGGAUGCUACUACUGUUAUAGAUAUUCAUGAUCUUCAAGUUAAUUCGAAAGGUAAAAAAAACAGGAGAAGUAAAGUUUUCUUGGGCAAUACAAUGAAUCUACCAAUUAAAAUUGAGGAUACAAGUCUAAAAAUUCCUGAUAUUUCGAGCUCUACCACUGACACCCCUUCUAGUGAUAUUAAUCAUGUGGUUGGGAAGCAAACUGUCAAUACACCAGAGAAUAACAAAAUUUGCAGGGAAAAAGAGUCUUCCGUUCAAGAAUUUCCAAAAGUUGAGCAAAACAAUGACUUCAUAAACAUAAAUAAAUUAAAACUGAAUUCUUGGCCAAACGACACAAGCCCAUUAUUGAAGAAAACUCAAUUUUUACUUAAGAAAGGUCGUCCAUCAAAGACUAUUAAGAAACCUAAAAAGAUUAAUAGAAAGGCUAAUAGCAUGAUAGACUUGAAUGCGUUAAAUAAAAAACAGUCAUUAAAUACUAUCCUGGAUACUGACAAAUCUGUACCUAUAACAUUAGAAUCACUGCCAUUACCCAAUUUCAAGAACAAAAACUCUGCAUUACAGGAUGUUACAAAUACUAGAUCUAAUAAACCUACAAAGACUAAAGUUCUUUUCAAAAAACCUAUUGUGAACAAUUUUCAUGAUGAAAAUUCAGCUGUUUUAGGUGAAGUUAAAUUUUCAAAAGAUAAGGAUGUCUCAUCAUUUAGAUUAAAUGAAGAAGAUCUGUCCGUUUUUGAUUUCAUGGGGCUGAAUAAGAAGAAAAGCACACCUAAAACAUAUAGGAUAUACAAUAGAAAGUAA
Tetrapisispora phaffii CBS 4417 is the source of this 2391-nucleotide messenger RNA. It is a transcript of the gene SGO1, whose product is annotated as Sgo1p. Gene Ontology annotation, biological process: meiotic chromosome segregation. Gene Ontology annotation, cellular component: nucleus; chromosome, centromeric region. The transcript has a single exon. Bases 1 to 2391 code for a protein of 796 amino acids. The record is from RefSeq and is a predicted model, not a curated record. Lineage: Eukaryota; Fungi; Ascomycota; Saccharomycetes; Saccharomycetales; Saccharomycetaceae.